CCCUUCCCGCGGGCACCACCUGAGGGGCGGGGUCACGCGCGGCGGAUGGAUACACCACCUGCAGUGGCCAGGUGCCCUCAUCCGCGGGCACCGCUCCGUGCCCUCCUAAAGCCAGGACGGCGGUUUUUGUUCUCUGGGAGGCGCCGCGAAGGCGCGAUGCCGCGGCGCCGCCCUAGGGGACCCGGCGGACUAUUUGUCACGCCCGGAAUAGGGACUGUGGUGGCCGGGUGGGCGUGUGCGCGCGCCACCCGGUAGCGGGCGGGAGGGAGGCGGAGGCGUCCGCGCCGCAAGUAGAUCCGGUUGAGGAAGUCGGCGCUCGCGGCCGCCGGUUCCCGUGGCCGCGCCAGGGCAGGAGCGCUCCCGGCCCCGCUCCAGCCCCGCUCCAGCCCCGCCAUGGCUACCCGCUCCUGCCGCGAGAAGGCGCAGAAGCAGAACGAGCAGCACCAGGCCAUCCUGGCCAAGCUGCUGCGGGAGGAGGACAACAAGUACUGCGCGGACUGCGAGGCCAAGGGACCAAGAUGGGCUUCUUGGAACACCGGUGUUUUUAUCUGUAUCAGAUGUGCUGGAAUACAUCGAAAUCUUGGGGUUCAUAUAUCAAGGGUCAAGUCUGUCAACUUGGAUCAAUGGACACCAGAGCAAAUACAGUGCAUGCAAGAAAUGGGAAAUACUAAAGCAAGACUACUCUAUGAAGCUAAUCUGCCAGAGAACUUCCGAAGACCUCAAACAGAUCAAGCUGUGGAAUUUUUCAUCAGGGAUAAGUAUGAAAAGAAGAAGUAUUAUGAUAAAAACGCAGUUAAUGCCUUCAAUAUAUCAUCUGAUGCUGCUCAGCCUUUGGCAUCUUCUCCUUCUCUGCAAGCUGCUGCUGAGAAGAGCAAAGCAGAGAAGGAAAAAGAAAAAAAGAAAGAAGAGAAAAAGAAAGAGAGAGAAUCAGAAAAACCAUCAAAACAGUUAACAGCCGAAAAGCCACAGAAGAAAGAGGAUCAGCAAUCAGAAGCUAAAGCAAGUCCAAAAAAGUCAUCAGAGCCCACAAUUGACCUUUUAGGACUUGAUGGUCCAGCUGAAGCAUCUGUUACAAAUGGAGGCACUGCUGCUGUCACAGCACUGAAUGAUGACCUGGAUAUCUUUGGCCCAAUGAUCUCUAAUCCUUUACCAGCAGCUGCAGUACCUCCUGCUCAGAGCACUUCCAGCACUAAACCAGCAACUGCAACCUUGUCUGGAGCAGCCGGGGAUCUUGAUCUGUUUACUGAGCAAACAACAAAAUCCGAAGAGUCAGCGAAGAAACAACUCUCCAAAGACUCCAUUUUAUCACUGUAUGGCACAGGAACAAUGCAGCAGCAAAAUGCUCCGGGUAUGUUCAUGGGGUCGUCUUCUAUGCCAUUUACCACACAACCAUCAACUCACUUUCAAGGCUUUCCAACCAUGGGAGUUCCUGUGCCAGCAGCAACUGGGAUGAUGGGAAAUAUGAUGGGACAAUCAGUGCCAGUCAUGGGACAAAGCACAGGCGUGAUGGUAGGAGUGGGAAUGCCCAAUGGAUUUACUGGUACUGCACCAACUGGUGUGAUGGGACUUCCUCAAACUGUCGUUGGACCUCAAGGUGGAAUGGUGGGACAGAUGGUCACACCACCACAAAAUAAGUAUGGAUUGCAACAAAACCAACAAGCUCAAUGGAACCUCUCUCAGAUGAAUCAGCAAAUGGCUGGAAUGAACCUCAGCAGUUCCAGCAACGUGAUGGGCUUUGGCCAGCCCCCCAGCACAGCUGCAGGAUGGACUGGAAGCUCCUCUGGCCAGACUCUCAGCACACAACUGUGGAAAUGAAAGUUGCAAUAGAAAUCUUUCCCCAAACAGCCACCUAACAUUCCUUGUUCAAAUACAUUUACUUUUGCUGUUCCUUCCAUGUACAUAUAUAUUCUUUUUCUUUUUCCCCAGCUGUUCAGAUUAAGAAUAUAACUGACUGACCGUGUUGUGGUCUAUAUUGAUUUAAAUUUGAUGUAGUGAAAAGCAGAUCAAGAAUAUAUUUAUACAUCAUUGGAAGCAUUUUCAUACAAUGCGUAUGAUUUCAUAGACCAUAUUAAGAAGCUGCUUAACCACAUACUGAUUUUUUUCCCUCAAAAUUCUAGAUCAAAUGUUUGCAUAUAAGGGAUGUAGCUAUCAUGUUAGUAAUAUCCAAAAAUAUGAACCCCAACCCCCCCAAAAAUUACCCAGUAAUCCUGUAGAAGGUACUGUAUGAACAAAUGUUUAAUCAUAUAUAAAUAGAAUGUAAAUGUAUCACUGAGCAAUGUUUUCUAGUGUAUCAAACAAAUUUUGUUUCAUCAUACAUUUCACUGUGAUGUUGUUAUGGUGUGCAUAACAGGGAAUGUGGUUAUUGAAAGAAAGAUAAACCUGGAUGUUACUGUAGUUCUACAAAUCAAUAGUUUAUUCUUUUAAAUAUGAGCAUUUGAUGCAUUUGAGUUUCCUGUGGUAAGGUCUCCAACCUGGCUCAGGAGGCAGGCGCACAGUGUUAAAGCUGAGAACUGACAGCACAAUAUGCAUUCAAGGUAACUCAGUGUGAACAGAUAUAUUUUGUCUUGCAGAGAGAUCCAGGUUUAUGACAGUGAUUGUGUUUACAUUUUAUGGUGCCUCGUAAUGAUAAAAUGUUAUUUCCCUAUAUUAAAAGGAUAAAUCCGUAAA
This is a messenger RNA of Oenanthe melanoleuca, 2667 nucleotides long. RefSeq names its product small ArfGAP 1 (gene SMAP1). The transcript is spliced from 11 exons. Lineage: Eukaryota; Metazoa; Chordata; Aves; Passeriformes; Muscicapidae. Gene Ontology annotation, biological process: regulation of clathrin-dependent endocytosis. The record is from RefSeq and is a predicted model, not a curated record. The coding region runs from base 394 to 1815 and encodes 473 amino acids. Gene Ontology annotation, molecular function: metal ion binding; GTPase activator activity.